AUGACAAGCCCUCGUGCAAUUCAGCAAAUACCACAUCGAUCUAUAUUUUUUCGAUUUAUUUUAUUCGUCCAUUCGUUUGGCGUACCAAGGUCGGGUGGGAAUUCAUAUCCAACGUUUAUGCGUCGUGUUCACGUGUAUGCGCUGGAAUACCGGCACUCCAACACAGAUCAGUGUGCCUAUGGCGCUGAUUACAUCGUAGCUGCAAGUUUCUGCAUUCUAAAGCAUCGUAUGCGAGAAUCAAAUCCAUAA
Molecule: messenger RNA, 249 nt
Organism: Plasmopara halstedii
Lineage: Eukaryota; Oomycota; Peronosporomycetes; Peronosporales; Peronosporaceae
Exons: 2
Coding region: 1-249 (82 amino acids)
Source: RefSeq, a predicted model, not a curated record